Molecule: messenger RNA, 702 nt
Organism: Aspergillus oryzae RIB40
Lineage: Eukaryota; Fungi; Ascomycota; Eurotiomycetes; Eurotiales; Aspergillaceae
Exons: 1
Coding region: 1-702 (233 amino acids)
Biological process (GO): transmembrane transport
Cellular component (GO): membrane
Molecular function (GO): ATPase-coupled transmembrane transporter activity; ATP hydrolysis activity; ATP binding
Source: RefSeq, a predicted model, not a curated record
AUGGUGGACAAUGUCGAUAUCUCGCAGGUGAGCCUUGGUCGGUUGCGUAGUCAACUUGCAAUCAUCCCGCAGCAUCCUGUACUUUUCCGCGGAACUGUGCGGUCGAAUCUUGAUCCUUUUGGCGAUUACGAUGACGCCGUGCUUGCGGGCGCGCUACAAGCCGUGGGAUGGCACCAGAAUGAGGACAGCGCCUCAGAGCCCACUUCUUCCACACUCCGAGCAUCCUCAACUGAGUCAGCCCGCGAAUCUCUAAUCAAAGGAGACACCGAUAUGGAACACGACUGCCUCCUCACGGAGGAAACCACAGAAAGAGGUCUGGACCAGCCGGUUGCCGACUGUGGAGAGAAUCUCUCUCAUGGACAACAGCAGCUCCUUUGUCUCGCUCGAGCCAUCAUCCGACGACCGAAGAUCCUUGUCAUGGAUGAAGCGACAUCAUCCGUUGAUAACCCAACUGACGAUUUGAUCCAGCGAAGCUUACGCUCGGCCCUUGGUCAAUCUCAGCCCACCUUCCUCGUCAUUGCCCACCGGUUGAAGACCAUUGCCGAUUCCGAUCUGGUGCUUGUCAUGGAUGACGGGAUGAUUGUAGAGUCCGGCAGUCCAAAGGAGCUACUCCACUGUGAUCAGUCAUGUUUCCGGAGCAUGGUCUACCAGGAUCCGGAGGGGGAGAUGUUAGAAAAUAUUAUCUUGAAUGGGGUCGAAUGA